CCUCGGUGGCAGGGAAAGAUAUAUUGGUAGUGGUUUGGAAAGCAGUAUUUAGUCUCUGUUGCUGUCAUCGAGUUUCGGGCGAAAAGUCUGCUGGGUCGACAUGGAGAGUCACGAUGAGAAGGAGAAGUCAGACAAGAGGUUCGCCCUCACUUACAUCGGCUGGUCCCUGCUGGACAGGCGGACCACCCUGCCCAUGCUGCCGUGGCUGGUGGCUGAGAUCCGCAGGAGGUGCGAGAAAGGCGCCUGCGGCCCUGUGAUGCAGCCGAGAGAAGUUCAUCUGGUCCUCUGCUCCCCCUUUGUCCGAUGCGUCCCCUCCACCAGCAACAACUCCUCAGUUUUCAUAUUCGAGCACAAAGCACAGCUCAUCUCUCGCUUCAUUCACAACAGCAAUGACCUCACCUAUUUUGCCUAUCUCCUGCGGGGCCAGCCCGACAACCCCGAGUCCGAGAUGUCCUGUCACGUCUUUAAGGCCUGCGACCCCAACCAGGUCCCUGAGGUAAUCAGUAGUAUUCGCCAAGUGUCCAAAUCAGCACUAAAGGAAGACGCGAAGCCCAAACAGGAAACCGAUGAGGCCUUCUACAAUUCUCAGAAGUUUGAAGUGCUUUACUGUGGCAAGGUGACAGUCGGAUACAAGAAGGCUCCGUCCACUCUCGUCGACGAUUGCAUUAACAAGUUUCGCCAGCAUGAGACUGAGCGCAAACGCCUACGACUGCUCAACGGUCAGCGAGGGUCUACGGAGAGCGCUCCUGUGGAGUUCCUCAUGGGGGCAGAAGGAGACCCGCUCUCCUCUGCUCUGCAUGAGAGUAUGGAAGACCCUGAAGGCCUUGGAGGGGAGGACGUGACCUCAGGUAAAGGCAUUCUCAGCACUGGCAGUCAGAGCAGCUUACGAGGAGCGUUCCCCGAGUCCAUCCAGGAGGACUCCAGAUUCGAGGAGCCCCAGGAGUUUCGUACACGCUGCAACAGCAUGGCGGGGAGCCUGCAGAGGAAGCCGGGGGAAGGCGUCGUCAUGGUUCCCACACGCCGCCGUCACGCUAGCGCACCAAAUCAUGUUCAGCCAUCUGAUGCAGACAAGAACCGCACCAUGCUCUUUCAGGUUGGACGCUUUGAAGUAAACCUUAUAAGCCCUGACAGUAAAACAGUGGUUCUGGAGAAGAACUUCAAAGAUAUCUCAUCCUGCUGUCAGGGUAUCAAGCAUACUGAUCAUUUUGGAUUCAUCUGUCGGCACCAGUCAGAGUCUGGUCCCAGUCAGUAUGUGUGCUAUGUUUUCCAGUGUGCCAGUGAAUCCCUGGUGGAUGAGGUGAUGCUGACCAUGAAGCAGGCCUUCACUACAGCAGCAGCCUUACAGAGCAACAAAACCCAGAUCCAGCUGUGUGAAGCCUGCCCCAUGCAUGACCUGCACAAGCUCUGCGAGAGGAUUGAAGGUCUCUACCCACCUAGAGCAAAGUUAUCCAUCCAAAAAUAUCUCUCCCAGCUGACCGACAAUGAGCAAGCUGAGAUUUUUGAGCGAGUUCAGAGACUGAAGCCUGGGUCAGACCAGGAUGAGAAUGAGCUUGUGAUACUCCAUCUGAGACAGCUCUGUGAAACCAAACAAAAGUCCCACCUCCACACUGGAGAGGCCCCUCAGAAUGCAGGAAACAGCUCAGCAGCAGGAGAUGGCACAGCCACCGGCAGCCGCUUUAAGCUUGAUAUUUUCAAGAAUAAAGCACGUUCAUCCCUCACUAGCUCUCUGGAGAAUAUCUUUGCAAGGGGUGCCAGUCGAAUGCGAGGCCGCUUGGGAAGCAUGAGCAGUUUUGAAAGACAGGAUGAGGAAUCUCCUGGUCACUCCCCCCCAGGUUCCCCUACGGCCUUCCCAGACGAAGACCCGGAAGCUGGGUUUCAGUUUCGUCGGCGCGCUCACACCUUCAGCCAUCCACCUGUGAAAAAGCGCAUCUCCUUCGAGGGCCAGUUGCCCAUCCAGAGCAAACAGGCUCCGCUUCGCAGACAGCACUCCGUCAACCCAGAGCUGCUGCAGAGCAGUCCCGUGGCUGUUUCGAGAACACGCAGUGUUUCGGAGAGCGAGUCCUCCUUCAGCCUUCCCUCCUCCUUCACUGCUCCCACUUUCCUGAAAAGCUUUUACCAGGGCUCCCUGGGCUCCCUGAGCUCCCUGCCUGACAGUGGGAGCCUCAAGAGCAAUGGUGAAGGCAGGAAGAGGACUCUGUCUGGCUGUAGCAGUGACUCGUUGAGUGGAGGUCUCCCUCUGAACCCACGCAGGGUCUCCUGGAGACAAAAGAUCUUUCUGAGGGUUGCGUCACCCAUGAGCAAGCCGUCUGCAUCCAUGCAGCACACAGACAACUGUGACACUAGGGAGCUGUUGCCCCUCUCUCCUCGUGCCUCAUCUCUGGACCCUUUGGGUAACCUGCUGUCCCAGGCAGGUGACCCAGGGUCAGAGAAAAAGUCAAAAAGGACGGCAGCUGACUACCGGGCCCUCUGGAAGACGGCCAUCCACCAGCAGAUCCUCCUGCUGCGCAUGGAGAAGGAGAAUCAGAGACUUGAAGCGAGCCGAGAUGAGCUGCACAUCCGCAAGAUGAAGCUUAACUACCAGGAGGUGAGCCAGUGCUCCAAAGAUGCACAGGCUUUGUGGGAGAGAAAAUUGACAGCCCCAGGCAGAACGACAGUCCCACAAGACAAGGAAGAAAUGUAUCGCGCCCUCUGCCAAGGAGUUCCAAAGAACAGGCGUGGGGAAGUCUGGUUGCUCCUUUCCCAUCAACACCGGCUGCGUCAUAGACUCCCACCACGCCAGCAGGCCCCGGAUACCCCCUACCAUGACCUGCUCAAACAGCUCACCGCACAGCAGCAUGCCAUUCUGGUCGAUUUAGGCCGGACCUUCCCCACUCACCAGUACUUCUCAGCCCAGCUUGGUGCGGGGCAGCUCUCCCUCUACAAUCUCCUGAAAGCUUACUCUCUGCUGGAUACAGAGGUGGGGUACUGCCAGGGUAUCAGCUUUGUGGCUGGAGUGCUGCUCCUCCACAUGAGUGAAGAACAGGCCUUUGACAUGUUGAAGUUCCUCAUGUAUGACCUCGGCAUCAGGCGGCAGUACAGACCUGACAUGGUCUCUCUGCAGAUUCAGAUGUACCAGCUCUCCAGACUGUUGCACGACUAUCACCGCGAGUUGUACAAUCACUUCGAGGAGCACGAGAUCUGCCCGAGCCUCUACGCAGCGCCGUGGUUCCUCACGCUCUUUGCCUCGCAAUUCCCUCUCAGCUUUGUAUCCCGCAUCUUUGAUUUUGUGUUUGUCGAGGGGACUGAGGUGAUUUUUAAAGUGGCCCUCUGUCUGCUGGGCAGCCAUGAGGGGGAGAUAGUGGAGUGUGACAGCUUUGAGAGCAUUGUGGACUAUCUGAAAACGACACUCCCCACCCUCACUCAGACACAGAUGGAGCAGACCAUUGCUAAGGUAAUGGAGAUGGACAUCUCAAAGCAGCUGCAAGCAUAUGAAGUGGAGUACCACGUUCUGCAGGACGAGAUGUUAGAUUCUGGACCGCUGCCUGAUGACUCUGAGCGGCUUGACAAGCUAGAGAAGACGAAUGCACAGCUGAAGAAGCAGAACAUGGAGCUGCUGGAAAAACUUCAGGCCGCACGGCAAAAGAUCCAGACUCUGGAGACGAGCAUGGAGAACUUCCUUUCUCGGGAGAGCAAAAUGAAGCACAUGAUUCGCUCUCUGGAGCAGGAGAGAGCAGCUUACCAGAGAACCAUUGAACGCAUGCGCUCGUGCCUUCCUCCUGACGCCUUGACAGAUGUGGAGAUGACCCAGAUCAAAACGGGGCCCAAUGGGAAAGCCAAAACUGCAGCCAAAAAGCCCUGAUGGCAACCAGGGUGCUGGCUGCUGUGGGCAGACGCACAGGCAGAUACUGAAAUGAACAAAUGGAGACUGUGUUUUGUGGAAAGCUGCUGAGCUCCACUGCAUUGUUGUACCGUUGUAUGAGAGCUACACUUUUUUUUUUUUUUUUUUCUAAAUGUGUUUUGUCUGAAGUGGAGACGUGCAGACUGUAUAGGGAAAUAUCUAUGUGAUAUUUGUCAGCAGAUAAUAGCGUAGUGGGAGGAUGGUUUCAACUGUAUUAGCAAACAGACUGUUCCCAUAGUGCAUUGGAGCCACUGCGCGUCUCAUCCAUUUCACUGCCAGUUUGAAGGUGAUUCAAGAUACACGCCGAGCUUCACUUCUGAGAUCUUUUUGGUUAUCAUGGGAGUUUUCUGGAUUGACACAAGUUAGAGAUGGAUCUGCUCCUGCAAAUCUUUUUUUUUUUUUUUUUUUUUUUUGGAGCACUACCUUCAUUCUCAGUAGCACUACAAAAGUAGUGAACAGAAGGUGCCUGUUGGCAAAUAAUCUUUUGGACCUCAGGGUCAACUUAUAGCCAUUAGCAGUGUCUUUGAUCCUGGAGCGGAGAUCACAUUGUUUCUGAUGUCUUCAAACCCGGUGUCUGCGAUGGAAGCGUGGCCUCAGGCUGUUGACACUGCUUUGUUAUAUCUCUUUUAUUCACUUGAAAAUUUUGUGAAUGUAACUUCUCUCCAAAGAUCACAGUGAACAUACCACCCCCACCCCCACCGCAGAUACAUCUGAGGACACAUCUGCCAUAUUAGGCUUUAAACUUCUGCAGAUACGUAUAUAGUAUCUUGUUGUUUAUCUCUCAGCAUCGCCUCACUGCCUUCACGUGAGAGCUCUUUAGUACUUGCACUUGCUGCUUUUAAGGAGGAAGUGUUUCUUCCAAAGCUCAGGCAGGAUGUGUGGUUGUCUGCCUUUUCUGUUUCCUGUGUGACUGACCGCGGUGUCGCCUUCUUUUAGCACAAAGAUCAGACACUGAGGCAGAGUUCACACUCCCCAGGCGCUGAAUAACAGACCAAGGUGGAGGAGUGAUCUGAAUGUACAUCACUUGCUUCUCUCCAGAAAAGUCUGUAUGCAAUCUUUUUUUUUUUUUUGUGUGUGUGCGUGAGUGUGUGUGAGUUCACCCUGACACAGGUAGCUGGUGUUGUUGUUGUAGAGCUAACGCACAGUGGCAGGUGCUUUGCUGUUUGUCACAUGUCCAGCAUGUUUGCAUUGAAACUCAAGUGUUUAGGCGAGCAGGGAGGCAGUAAAGUAGGGGGAAAAAAAAGAACUUAAAUACACUUGAGUGUUCUUCUCACUGGUGGUGAGUCUCUCCUGAUACAGGAUAAUAUAUACAGUAUAUAGGCACACAUACACACUGUGAUGCGAACUGGCUGCCUGUAAGGACAGACAGUUUAUGAGUUCAGAGAGUGUCCCUGGCUCCCUCUUUAUUUUUGUUUUAUCCCACCCCCUGUGUCUGACUCACCAUCGCCAGUUUUGAUUGAAAGCAAAGCAGUCCUGAGCUUGACUUCACUUUGAGAAAUCACCCUUCCUUUUAAACCAAGGUGAUGUCUAUCAAAGGGGAAAAAAGUACUCACAAACAGUGUCUGUCUGUCUGUUUUCCCGUCCUUGGUGACAAGUCGCGAUGACACAUUUGUUUGUUUCACUUUUUAUUUUCAAAUGUCAGUACAUGUGGGCAUAUUCUGUGGCAGACAAUGCAGUAUGCUGGUGUUAGGAAUCCUGUGCAGUUGCGUAUACCCAGUGCACAGCAGAUGUUCCACACAAGGCCGACGAAUCCAGCCUGAUGGUCUCUGUCGGGCUGAAAACUGAUCUUGUAAUUGAUGAAGUGAUAUUGUUCAAAUUCACACCAAGCUUUUCAUACAUAGCAGAGAAAUAGCCACGCCUUUUACAGCAGGGAUUUUCUAAACCGUUAAGAAAGGAAAACGUAUCAAACAAAUAAUUUUAAACAUUCAUUCUUCACAGCUCCCCGGCCUCUUUUUUUUUGCCUGUGUUUUGCUUAACAGCAGAAAUUGGGAGUCUUUAGAAAUAGGUCACUGAACCAAAGAUGUGAUUGUUUUCCAGAAGCAAAUGAAUUCAUUCAAAAUGAAGUGACAUCUGUUGGCAUUCUUUUGGUUUCUACUCUGACAAGAACUUGAACAGUUACCAAAUAUUGGUAGUAAAAAUAUGCUUUAAAAAAAAAAAAAGGUGCAUUUUUUUUUUUUUUUCCCCAUUGUGUUUAUUUUUUGUGCCAAAUGUUUAAGGUGGCCUUUGUUUCUUUCAUUUCGAGUUAUAAUAAGAGCUUCUUUUUGAUAUCAAAUGCAUAGCACGUUCAGGUACUGAGUCUUGACUUCUGAAUAGUGCGUGUAUUACUGUGUUUUAAGAAAAGACUGUCAACAUGAGGGCUACCAAGAAGCAAAGAAACUGUCAUGAAUUCUUCAAUAAACCUCAUCUUGCCUUUU
Archocentrus centrarchus (flier cichlid) is the source of this 6291-nucleotide messenger RNA. It is a transcript of the gene tbc1d4, whose product is annotated as TBC1 domain family, member 4. The transcript is spliced from 23 exons. The coding region runs from base 101 to 3838 and encodes 1245 amino acids. Lineage: Eukaryota; Metazoa; Chordata; Actinopteri; Cichliformes; Cichlidae. The record is from RefSeq and is a predicted model, not a curated record.